ACUCAUGGACCAGAGGCGGACUGCAAGUCCUGUUUACCCGCGCAAAUGGAGUAGCGAAUCUAGCACCAUCGCCCCCGCUUCUUCAUCUCCGGCACGCUAUCACCACUCCCGUUCAUCCUCCACCACUGGCAUUUCCAACAUCAAGCGCACUCAAAACGUCGCCGCCAAAGCCGCCGCUCAGCGUCUAGCCCAGGUCAUGGCUUCUCGUGCCACCGACAUUGAUGCCGACGAUGACGACGAUGACGAUGACGAUGAUCUUGACUUCCGAUUUGCUCCUCCCUCCAUAAACAGGAGGCCUCCCGUUAAUGCUAACAAAGUUGCAACUACCGAUGCUACCAGACCUUCCAUUCCAUAUGCUACUAACAAUUAUAAGAUCACUGGAUCUCCUUCACCUACGCUAGCUAGGAACAGUGUAGAGGAAAGUCAGCCACCUCUUUCAACACCAUUGACUGGAAGGUCAUCAAAAUCAAAUAGCAUGCUGCCAUUGGUACCACCAAGCAAAACAUCUUUGAGGACCCCAAUGACUAUACCUCCUAUUGAUCCUCCUACCAAGAAGCAAAAAGACAAAAGAUUCCAGUUGGAAAUUGGUGAAAUUAACUUGAAAAGCACAGGAGAUGGGCGAGAGGCUUCUGCACUUCAUGAUGAACUUGAUAUGCUACAAGAAGAGAAUGAGAAUGUCCUUGAGAAGCUCAGGUUUGCUGAAGAAAGUUGUCAGGAUGCAGAGACGAGGGUUAAGGAGCUUGAGAAGCAGGUGGCUGCUCUCGGUGAAGGAAUAUCUUUGGAAGCAAAAUUGUUGAGCAGGAAGGAAGCUGCAUUGCGCCAAAGAGAGGCUGCACUUAAAGAGGSAAAAAAAGCUAAAGAUGGAGUAAAUGAAGAAGUUGUAUCACUUCGCUCCGAAGUUAAGAAAGCCAAAGAUGAGGCGACAGUUGUUAUGGACCAACUUCAGGGAAUCGAGUCUGAAGUUAAAGCUCUUCACUCAAUGACACAAAGGAUGGUUUUAACUCAGAGUGAGAUGGAGGAAGUGGUACUUAAGCGGUGUUGGCUUGCACGCUACUGGGGUUUAGCGGUGCGACAUGGUAUUUGCACUGAUAUUGCAGUGUCUAAGCAUGAGUACUGGUCAUCUUUGGCACCCCUUCCCUUCGAAGUUGUGGUUUCAGCCGGGCAGAAGGCAAAGGAAGAAUGCUGGGAACAAGGUGAUGGCAAUCUGGAAAGGAGGAGUAAGCUUGUCCAGGACUUGAAUGAUCUAACUAGUGAAGGGAAUAUCGAGAGUAUGCUCUCUGUCGAAAUGGGUUUGAAGGAGCUUGCUUGCUUGAAGGUUGAAGAUGGCAUCGUGCUUGCACUGGCUCAACUGCGGCGUCUGAGCUCUGCUCGACAGACUAUGUCAGAUGUCAAGUCCUCAGGUGACCCAAAGUUUAUGGAGGCAUUUGAACUGAGCCCAGAGGAGUCUGAAGAUGUUCUUUUCAAAGAGGUAUGAUUAUUGCUAGUAGCCACCUUAUCUAGCAUAUCAAAGAUGCUUAAAGAGUUUGAUUAACAGCAAUCCUUUUCUUUUCUUUAUUUAAAUAUUUAGUAAUC
This is a messenger RNA of Cynara cardunculus var. scolymus (artichoke), 1572 nucleotides long. RefSeq names its product coiled-coil domain-containing protein SCD2-like. The record is from RefSeq and is a predicted model, not a curated record. The coding region runs from base 5 to 1474 and encodes 489 amino acids. Lineage: Eukaryota; Viridiplantae; Streptophyta; Magnoliopsida; Asterales; Asteraceae. Gene Ontology annotation, biological process: cytokinesis by cell plate formation. The transcript is spliced from 15 exons.